AUGCCGACGCCGCUCUCCCGCUCUCGAAUUGUCCUUCUCUCCCUCGCUAGCUUACUUCUCCUCACCUUCCUCGCAUUCGUCUUCGUGGACUACAAUGCCUUUCUCUCUCAUCGUCGUCAUUCCAGCCCGCACGACGACCUCACGUUCUUCAUCCCAUGGGACGCCAUUCCCCCCGUAGCCAUGCACAUCCAAACCUCAGUCCACUACGCGCUCGACACGCCUCUCGGUAUCGCGGAGUGGAAAGCGCUCAUACCGCCCACGGGACAUCUUAUUCAUCUGCCGUCGCCGGAUCCGCCUGCGUCCUCCCACAUCAUCCUGGACGACCAGAAAGGCGUGGAAGGAAAUGGAGGAGAGGUGGAAGUGGAAGUAGAGUACGAAGAAUACACCCCGACGCUGCUCCAUCAAUUGAAAUGUCUCGAUAUCCUAAGAGAGAGUUACGUCCUCUCCCGCUCGAUGCGGAAUUCGUCGCCAUACACCACCUCGUCCUACCUAAACCUCACAUCACCACCCCACACACCCAUGGACUGGUCCUCUCCCCCUUCCACCUCCUCUUCCCACUCCUCUCCCGCUUCCUCCGACGCAGAGGCAGACGGCCGCUACCCAACGUCCUACUCCGGCCUCACCCGCCACUGCCUCGCAUACCUCCACCAAUCCAUCCUCUGCUCCGCCAACACCGGGCUCGAGAGCAGCGCGGCAGACGAUGGAGCGCCGAGGGAGAGGUUUGAGAAGGGCUGUCGGGAUUGGGGGGUGGUUUAUGGGGAGGUGGAGAGGAAUUGGGGGGUUUGGAGGGGGAUUGUGGGGGAGGAGGAAGGUGGGGAGCGGGAGAGGGAGGAGUAG
Messenger RNA from Stereum hirsutum FP-91666 SS1, 837 nucleotides. RefSeq lists its product as uncharacterized. Gene Ontology annotation, biological process: mycotoxin biosynthetic process. The record is from RefSeq and is a predicted model, not a curated record. The coding region runs from base 1 to 837 and encodes 278 amino acids. NCBI's taxonomy places the organism in Eukaryota, Fungi, Basidiomycota, Agaricomycetes, Russulales, Stereaceae. The transcript is spliced from 2 exons.